CAAACAACGAGACAAGACGAAGACGAAGAAGAAGAGUGGAGGACAGCAAAAUGUGUUCUUUUUGUGCUUUCGAGGUGCAGGAGUAGAGAUUCGCAUGCAGGCGGGUGCUGUUGUACGUUUGUUUUAGCGUGCACAUAUCAAAAGAGGCUCUGACGCCGGUGCUCUUGUGGUGCUUUCCCCCCAUACCCCUGAACCAUGAUGCAGAGGAGAAGAGCCCUCACUAUUCCAUUUGUAGUUGACAAAGAUAACUUGAUGGAAGACCCCCUCAAAAUCCCAAUGACGCGUCUUCCAUCAGAGUGUGGAAAGUUAGCACAGGUACAGCAGGUUUCCUGGACCGCGUUUGCCGGUUGCCAAAUAAGAUCUCAUCAUUCCCAGCAGAAAAACGGAUCCACGGUGUUUCAUAACAGUCGUGCGACAAUGAUCAUGGCCAGGAGGAAGCCACUGUUGAUCCUGACAGAUGUCUUAAAGACAGACAUGGGUAAAGCGCACAUGGAAAGGAUCAAGAAGAGUCUGAGGAAACAACUGUCUGGUCCUCAGAAGGCCAGCAGGCCAAACAGAGAGCAGCCAGCGACCUGCAGAGAGAAGUCCAGUCAGAGGGAAACCAGGAAUAACGGGAGUUCAAGUCUUAAAAGCAACCAGAAGACGACGCCAUCCUCAUCUCAAAGGUCAAAUUCCAGAAGAAAACUUCCAAAUGUUGAGGACAAUGAAGACCCCCACGACAUUAAAGAGUUGAUCAUUGGGAAGGACGGCUCUUUUUCUGAGGUCGUAGACUAUGGACUGUCUUUGAGUUGGAAACCCAACAAGGAGGCAGGAGAUUGUGAUGAGCUGUCCUCGGCUCACAUCAAGGUCAGACGGACGAACCCAGAAAAAGAUUCACCACAGAGACUGAAGCGUAAAAGUCUGGAGACCAAAGCUCAGUGUAAUGGAGUACGCAACUCCAAGCGCCACCGCCUGCUCAGCCCCACUGAGGAGAACCGGGGGGAGGGCGAGUCGUCCCCCGUGUCUGUCGGCCAGGACAAAAUCGAGGAGGAUUCAGAUUUGGACAGCUGCAUCAUGAAGUUCACGGUCGGAGGCGACGGACAGAGGCAAACUCUGGUUCCAUUUAUGGAAGCCAGUUUGAGAGACAAAGACACGGCAGGCAGCCAUGGAAGAAGAUCUUCAGGGAGGCUGGACGGGUCUCAGACCAGCCCCUUCGAGCCCAUCGUGCUGUCCAGUGAUGACGAGGGCGGCAAUGAAAGUGCAAUAGGUCAUGCGGAGGUCCAUGCCAGGGUUCCAGACGUCCUCCAGAAAGCUGCAUGUGAGGAGCAAGAGGAUCCAGACUCCCAGAUGACUGAAUCAGCUGAAACCACUCAUGGCUCCUUACUGGAAUCUUUUGUCUUUAAUGAGGACUGCGCUGGGAUGAGCGUGGCCUUCUGGAGUCUGUGCUGUGGAGCUUACAGAGGAAAUGCAAACGGAGCGUUCGUGAUAACAGAAGAUCAAGUCAUCAUUCCACUGAAAGAUGCCAGCGGGGAGCGCCACGUGGUGUUGACGUUGGAGCGCAAAGACCUGCGGAGGUACAGCGUUUGGGAACAAUCUGAGCUGGAGGAGCGGGGGCUGCACUUCGUCUGCGACGGCGCCGACUUCCCUGCCGUCCUGCUGAUCUGCGUGUCACAAACCGCCGCCGCUGCUAUCCAGCAGAGCCUUUGCCAGCUCCACAGUGCCGAGGAUGGAGACAUGAAUACUGGAAAGGCCUGUCCUUUUCUUCUCCUGAGUCUCAAAGACCCUCUGUUGGGCAUGGAAGGGGCUCUGCUGCGCUCCAUCUUGGACAUAGACUGCAUCAAGAGUCUGACUCGUCAAAGAAGAAGUAAGAAGACAGAUGAAAGCACAGACUUUGAAGACACCCCGGUUCUGUCCCUGGAUGAAAGCUUAGAACUGAUUCAGAGAAGCGGACUGGACUUGGACUUGCUGCUCACGCAGACCGUCACAAGAAUCAGCCUGGACCUGAACGAUGACCAGAGCAGCUUGCAUUCAGAUGCAGACGAACUCCCAACGGCUCACAUCUGGCUGGACACUGGCUCCCAGAAAGAGUCCGAACCAGAGACGCCACCGGAAGAUGAAGAGGAGGAGGAGGAGGAGGAGGUGCAGGCAGAACCAAAGGAGGACAUGAAGGAGGAGGAGGAGGAGGAGCUCCAGAGUCCCCCUGACGACUGCAAGAAGGACGCCGCUCCUGCGUACACGCUUCGCCAUCAAAGAACCAAGGGGUCGUAUUCUGUGUCUCUGUGUAAGCCCAGCUCCAACUGGAUCCCUUAUAAGCAUCAGGGCGUGGCCCGCAGGUUAAUCCAGUUUCCUCCCCCGCCGAUAAAGGGCGGCAUCACCGUCACCAUGGAGGACCUGCAGUGUCUCGACAGCGGAAAGUACCUGAAUGACGUCAUCAUCGACUUUUACCUCAAAUACCUGCUCCUGAACACGCCCAGCGCUCUGAGCGAGCGCUGCCACGUCUUCAGCAGCUUCUUCUACAAGCAGCUGACGCGCAGAGACAACGCCAGCGAGGGAACCAACAGCGACGCCUGUCAGAGACAGCGGCGCCAUCAGCGGGUGAAGACUUGGACACGCCAUGUGGACAUCUUUGAAAAGGAUUUCCUGUUCGUACCCGUCAACCAGGAAGCUCAUUGGUAUUUAGUCAUCAUCUGCUUUCCUGGACUGGAUGAGCCGAAAGUGGAGUCCUGGACAGCAGGGUCCCCCAGUGAGGAGACGGUUGGGAGAUCUGAAGCAGACGCUGAGAUGAUCUGCAGCAACAGCGUGGAGGCAGAAGCUGAAAAUGUUCCAAAGGAUCCCAGCAAAGACUCACCAACUUCUCCAGUAAGCUGCACAGAGCAGACGUGCUGCAGACAGACAGUCCAGAGGAGGCCCUGCAUUCUCCUCAUGGAUUCUCUCAAAAUUUCUCUUCACGAGAGAGUCGUCAAACUUCUCAGAGACUAUUUGCAGUCGGAGUGGGAGGUCCGUCGCGGCUCACUGAGAGAUUUUGGUCCUGACCAGAUGAAAAGCUCAAACUGCAAAGUUCCUCUUCAGGAUAACAGCAGCGACUGCGGCCUUUACCUGCUUCAAUACGUGGAGUGUUUUCUGAAGGACCCCGUCGUACACUUUGAUCUCCCUCUUCAGCUACAACAGUGGUUCCCAAGGCAACAGGUUCGGAGGAAACGAGAUGAAAUCAGAGAUUUGAUACUGAACCUUUAUCGACAUCAGCAGCUGGAUAAAGAGAAGCCCUGAGUCCGUCACUGUGCUCACACUGAGCAGAAGACAUUUAUUUUGAAGGUUCCUCAACACAAAGCUGCUUCCUGUGGUUCCUAAGAGAGCAGAGGAGCAUCAACCAGCAGGAACUGAAGAAACGACUCAAAGACUGAAUGAAGACUCUUGUAUUUUUAAUCCUGUUUUUAUGUAAGAGUUCAGAGUCUCACUUCAAGCCAGACGGCAAUAAAUGUUCUGGAAAGUCUAGUUCUGUUAAGACAUUUCAUGCUUUUGUUCUCCGUAGCAUUAUCAUUAGCAUUAGCAUUCUCAGGAUCUUCCUUUAAGAUGAUCUUAUAGUGAUAGAGACCCCCCUCCCCUCCCCUCCCCUCCCCUCCUCCAUUUGUUUGUAACACGCCGCUCAGAUUUUGGAGACUCCAAACACGUCACAAACCCAACAUGCAAAUCCAUGAAAUGUUUUUAAACUCUGAAAUCCCAAGCCUUCACAAUUUCAGAUUCACUGAAAAUGGAUUAAAAAAAAGAAAUGCCCAAAAUGUGGUUGGUCUACAAUUGGGAAAAGAUGCUAGCUGGUUUUAUUUAAUGCAGAAGAAAGUAAGCAAUUUUUUUUUUACAAACGACUUUAGAUCCAUCACCAGUGUAGAGACUUCAGACCCUAACUGCUGUCAUAAUAUGUAUAUUUUUUUACUGAGAGAAAUUUUGUAGUUCUUUUGCUUCUAAAUAUGAUGCUAUUUGUACAAAAAUAUUCAUAUUUGCCUUUUUUUUUUAGACAUUGUGUUUGUGUCAAACAGAAGCUUAGUCCAAAAAUGCAUCUCAACUAUUAAAACUUGUAGAAUGUUGUA
Oryzias latipes (Japanese medaka) is the source of this 4061-nucleotide messenger RNA. RefSeq names its product SUMO specific peptidase 7 (gene senp7). The record is from RefSeq and is a predicted model, not a curated record. Gene Ontology annotation, biological process: protein desumoylation; proteolysis. Gene Ontology annotation, molecular function: SUMO-specific endopeptidase activity. Gene Ontology annotation, cellular component: nucleus; cytoplasm. NCBI's taxonomy places the organism in Eukaryota, Metazoa, Chordata, Actinopteri, Beloniformes, Adrianichthyidae.